Molecule: messenger RNA, 252 nt
Organism: Ilyonectria robusta
Lineage: Eukaryota; Fungi; Ascomycota; Sordariomycetes; Hypocreales; Nectriaceae
Product: Yos1-like protein
Exons: 5
Coding region: 1-252 (83 amino acids)
Biological process (GO): endoplasmic reticulum to Golgi vesicle-mediated transport
Cellular component (GO): Golgi membrane; COPII-coated ER to Golgi transport vesicle; endoplasmic reticulum membrane
Source: RefSeq, a predicted model, not a curated record
AUGUUGUUCUUCGGCAACUUCCUGUACAUUGUCAUUCUGCUUGUAAAUGCCGUGGCCGUUCUCUCCGAAGAUCGCUUCCUCGCGCGCAUCAAUCUCUCGCCCGCUUCUUACGAUCCAGCCUUCGGUUCCGGCGCCGAUGCUAGCGUCAAGGCGAAGAUCAUUCAUCUCAUCGCCAGCGUCCGAACCCUGAUGCGACUGCCCUUGAUAUGUGUCAACACACUCAUCAUUCUCUACGAGCUUGUGCUGGGAUAA